AUGGGGGAGCCCGGGCAGCCGCAGGGGGCACAGCCGCCCCCUUCCUCCUGUGCCCAGGCCCAGCGGGACCUUCCGUCCCGGCACCCCGCAGUGCUGGCCCAGAGCCGGGACAUGACCCAGGGCAGCAGCCGACCCUGCCCCCCCGCAGCGGGGCCCAUCCCCUUUGGCUGCCCAUCCCGUGUGGACAUCUGCAACUUCACCUACGGCCCAACGGUGCUGCCGACUCCCCCAUCACUUUUCCCCCCUGAGGACCCCCGCCACCAGGGCCCGGGAGAGCCCCCAGCCUCGCUGGACAGGCAGCAGGGCCCCAUCUUCCGCCUUCCUCUCCGCCGGCCGCCCCCGCACCUCGGGAAGGAUUUCAGUCUGAAGGAUGUCUCCAAACGUCCACUGGAUGCCCCCAGGCACAGCUUCCGGCCACGCAGCCAGACGCUGCCGGCACCGGGCUUGGUGGACAUCUGGGCCGAUCCCAGUGACCAUCAGUGCAAGGGGACCGUCACCCACUUCCGGAUGAGUAAGCUGCGUCUCCCAAAAGCUCAGGGAGGCCUCCAGGUGCCGCUGCCCGAGGGGGAGGGCGGUCAGCCCGCGGGGGCGGGUGGGGCGGUCAGCCCGCAGGCCAGGCUACAGGCAGGCGGCGUCCCUGUGCUCGUGGGGCUGAUGGCCCGGCAGAGAGGUGACGGUCCAGAGGAAAGGGGCCUGGACCAGCCGGCCCCAGGCCCUGGGAACCUGCCCGCCUGCCCCCCCCCACCCCCACCACCAGGGGAAGCUGCUCACGAGGCGUGGGGCCCAUCUGUGGAAGCAAAUUCCCAGCUGGCCUGCACCCGGCCCAGGUCUCCGCCCAUCAGCUUUUCCUGCCCUGCUCCCCACAACUGCAGCCCCAGCCCUGGGUACCUGGGGUCCCCGGGACCUGGAGUCUGUGAUUCCCCUCGCGCAAGCCCUGCAGCCCCGCAGCUUGGUGCCUGGCUCCUGGCGGCGUCUUCCUUCUACGUUGAGUAA
Messenger RNA from Lagenorhynchus albirostris (white-beaked dolphin), 993 nucleotides. RefSeq names its product basic proline-rich protein-like. NCBI's taxonomy places the organism in Eukaryota, Metazoa, Chordata, Mammalia, Artiodactyla, Delphinidae. The record is from RefSeq and is a predicted model, not a curated record. Bases 1 to 993 code for a protein of 330 amino acids. The transcript is spliced from 8 exons.